CCAUUCGUGCACGCGUGUACACGCUCAACCCUUUCAAUCAACAAGCAACAACCAGCAUAACAAAACAUAUAGGCAUAUCACCAUGUCGCUGCCUUAUAUGAUGGUCUUUACCCUCUUGAUGACAGAGAUGAUUACCUUCAUCUUCUUGAUUCUCCCCUUGCCUUUCAACUGGCGACGAGGCAUAAUCAACUUCCUGUCAAAGUCACCCUUUAUGGCCCACAUUCAAUAUGUGAUGAAGAUCGUCUUCAUCUUCGUGUUCAUUCUCUUUGUUGACUCAUUGAACCGUGUCAUCAAGGUCGAGGACGUCGUCAAUGAUAAUGAUCACCAUCACCACAACCCCCAUGCUGAAACAAGCAUGGCCGCCAGACGCUUCUAUGCUCAGCGCAAUAUGUACCUGACUGGAUUCACCCUGUUCCUGUCCCUGAUCUUGAACCGCACCUUCUUCAUGAUCUUGGAUUUGAUGAAGAGCGAGGAAAAGAUGGAGAUUGUCAAGAAGCAGGCUGCUCAACAAAGCAAGGAAUACGAGCGCGUGUUGGAGUCCGAGACAAAGUUGAAGAAGGAGCUCAAGGAUAUGCAGGAGAAUGCGGCCAGCCAUGAGUCGCUCAAGCAGGAUCUUGAGAACUUGAAGAAGCAGGCGAACCAGCAGCAGCUUGAGUACCUGCGUAUGGCAGACGAAAACACGGCUCUGGAGAAGAAGCUCAAGGGCACCAAGUCUGAAUCCAGGAAGGACAUCUGAAAGAAGGGUCAUCGUUAUAUUUCGUUCAUUCGUGUAUCAUCUGCUGCUAUUUAGCAUCUCAUUAAAGAAAGGAUAAAGAAUUCGUGCUCGUGAAGUGCGUUCUCCUGUAUCAAGUUCGCCAUGUAAUUGUGAUGGAAAGAUCGAUUUUUCCAGGGGCAGUGUUCAAAUGAAAUGCCAACUGAGCCCU
This is a messenger RNA of Gamsiella multidivaricata, 923 nucleotides long. RefSeq names its product putative endoplasmic reticulum protein. The record is from RefSeq and is a predicted model, not a curated record. Gene Ontology annotation, cellular component: endoplasmic reticulum membrane; endoplasmic reticulum. NCBI's taxonomy places the organism in Eukaryota, Fungi, Mortierellomycota, Mortierellomycetes, Mortierellales, Mortierellaceae. Bases 83 to 736 code for a protein of 217 amino acids. The transcript is spliced from 7 exons. Gene Ontology annotation, biological process: endoplasmic reticulum to Golgi vesicle-mediated transport; intracellular protein transport.